UUAGGCCGUUUGCACACACACCGACAAAAUCGGUGCCGGUGCCGGUACCGUUUCCUGUGCCGGAAAACAUUUAAUUUCACACAUACCGGCGUUUCCGUGCCGUCAAUUUUAUUCGGUGUUUGGCAGUGGUAAAAGAAAGAUGUAUGUUUCUGCUUCUAAUAAACGUUAUCUCCUUGGGUUAUUGUAUCUCAGGAGGAAGUAUCGACAAGCUAAAAAAGUAAGACAACAUUGGGUGCAUCCUCUGCUGACUGUCAGAUACUUAGAAGGUAGCUUCUACACGCUUUUUGAGAAACUUAGGAAAGACAACUCGAAAUUCUUCAAUUACUUCAGAAUGAGUAUUGAUACUUUCGAUUUCAUAGUGGAACGAUUAUUAAACAGUAUCAAACAUCAAAAUACUCCAAUCAGAGCAUGUAUCCCUCCAAAGGAAAUGGUCGCAGUAACAAUAAGGUACCUUGCUUCUGGAGCAACAUUUACUGAUAUGCACUACUACUAUAGAAUCGGAAUAAGCACAAUAAGUAAAACUGUUCGUUUGGUAUGCAACUCUUUAUGGAACUUAUUAAAAGACGAAUUUCUCCCGCAGCCUACGGAGGAAACAUGGCAACGUAUAGCAGAUAACUUCAAAAAAUCCGCACAGUUCCUCAAUUGCUUAGGCGCUAUCGACGGAAAACACAUACGAGUUAACAGAUUUCCCCAUAGUGGUUCAAUGAACCUUAACUACAAGGGUGCAGUCUGCUGUUUCUUGCGGCUGUCACAGCCCAGAUAGACAUCAAACCGCUUAACAACACCUUAGGUAUCUAUUUUCAUGAAGACGCCCCUCUUAAGAUUUCCAACGAAAUUUGGACACUCCUUGUAUAUAAAGAUUUAGAACUCAUUAAGAAAGCACUUGACGAUAACAACAAUAUUCUGGAACACUUAUCAUAUCUCGUAGACAAACCCACCAAUCGUAUGAAAAUGUUUAGUGGUGAAAUUAAAACUGAUACAAGUCUCCUUUAUCAAAUUUCUCGUUCCUUGGAAUCUAAAUAUUACGCAAUCUUCGAUGACACUGUAAGCGCAUCGCGGAUGAAACGCGGUCUGAUUAACGCUAUAGGUACUGUAUGGAAAGCAAUAACCGGCAACCUCGAUUCAUCGGACGGUGAAUACUAUAACGAUUGUAUUAACAACAUUUCUAAAGAUGAACAUGAGCUCGAAAACCUCAUGAAGAACCAAAUUUCUGUUACCAUGUCGGUUAUCAAGAAUUUUAAU
This is a messenger RNA of Acanthoscelides obtectus, 1242 nucleotides long. The record is from the annotation of a GenBank genome assembly. NCBI's taxonomy places the organism in Eukaryota, Metazoa, Arthropoda, Insecta, Coleoptera, Chrysomelidae.